CUACCUCAGCUUGGGCCUGAGAAAGAGAGAAAGCAGGACAGGUCUCUCUGCGUAGAGAGCAGAACUGGUACUCAAACCAUGCUGCAGUCCAGGGCAUUGGUGAUAGCUCUGAUUCUGCUCCUUAGCACCACUCUCCCUGAAGUGCAGUCAAAGUCCAUCUUUGAGAGAGACCGUCGUGACUUGCUGGCCAUCCCUGAGACUGUUGCAUCUUACUUCUAUGAAGCUGUGAACAAAGUGUCCCCCAAAGUCAGUCAGUUCCUGUUGGAUACUGUCCAGAGCCCAACAGUUAUUGCGGCCAGACAGAGAAUCGCCAAAGAAGCAACUAAAGUCAGUAUAAUGUUUGAACAGCUGAUUGAAAAAAUAAAGAACCUGUGGUACACAAAAGUCCUAGGCUAUUAG
Pseudopodoces humilis (Tibetan ground-tit) is the source of this 399-nucleotide messenger RNA. RefSeq names its product apovitellenin-1-like. Gene Ontology annotation, cellular component: chylomicron. Gene Ontology annotation, biological process: lipid metabolic process. NCBI's taxonomy places the organism in Eukaryota, Metazoa, Chordata, Aves, Passeriformes, Paridae. The record is from RefSeq and is a predicted model, not a curated record. Gene Ontology annotation, molecular function: enzyme inhibitor activity.